Carcharodon carcharias (great white shark) is the source of this 5185-nucleotide messenger RNA. It is a transcript of the gene ubxn6, whose product is annotated as UBX domain protein 6. Gene Ontology annotation, molecular function: protein binding. Gene Ontology annotation, cellular component: cytoplasm. The record is from RefSeq and is a predicted model, not a curated record. Lineage: Eukaryota; Metazoa; Chordata; Chondrichthyes; Lamniformes; Lamnidae. The transcript is spliced from 11 exons. The coding region runs from base 69 to 1379 and encodes 436 amino acids.
GACCCGAGGAGGGGGAGAGGGACUUUUGAUGGUAUGACACCUGGAGCUCAACGGGGCUUCCGGCAAAGAUGAAGAAAUUCCUAGGCGGUUUGAAGCGGGAUAUAAAGUUUAAAAGCGUGGGGCCGGGUCAUGUCUUGACCGAGGAGGGCAGAAAACCCUUAGAAACCAAACCCAAGGGGCCAGAGAAACCUCGUAAACCACCGGCUGAAGAAGCUCAAAUGGCGGCAGCUGCAGCGCUAUCAAGGCUGGAAGUUAAGCAACAUAGGGGGCGAAACACAUCUGGAUCGAGCAGCUUACGGAGUGAGGCUAAGAAGGAACUGAUGGCAGAGGCUGCAUUCCCUCAAGCACAAACUCUAAACAGUCAGGGUCCAAGCAAUGCUGUGAAGGAAGAUCGCACCAACUUCUCUGUUACUGGCGUAUACUUUAUCUGCCCUUUAACAAAUGCUUCGAUCUCCAAAAGUGCAAGAGAUUCACACAUUAAGGAGGCCAUUCUUAUGAAAUUUGCUGAGGAUCCUGUGCGAGCCUCUAUAAUGAUGAUUCACACAUUUAAUAAAGAUAAAGAGAGAAUAAAGAUCGCUUGUGAAACUCUUGGCAAAUACAUUGAUAACAUAUGCAAUAAUCCAAGUGAAGAGAAAUACAGAAAAAUCAAGUUGCAAAAUAAAAUCUUCCAGGAAAGGAUCUCUGAACUGGAAGGAACACAUGAAUUUUUACAGUCGAUUGGGUUUGAAAGAAAAACGUUGCAAGUAGCAGGACAAGAAAAUGAAGAAGAUUUUUAUGUGCUAAAUGAGGAAUUUCUCACCACAUUUGAAGAGCUUAGACAGUACAAGGAUGAACUUUUAAGUGCUGAGCCUGUUAGAGCACAAUUAGAUCGGCGGAUCCAGGUUUUUCGACCUUCACCCCAGGCAGCAAGAUUUGAGUUGCCCAGUGACUUCUAUAACCUGACUGCUGAUGAAAUUAAACGGGAGCAGCUGAUGAGAUCAGAAGCUGUGGAUAGGAUGACCAAACUGAGAACUAAAGCCAUGCGGGAGAGGGACGAGCAGAGGGAAUUGAAGAAAUAUAACUACACACUCUUGCGUGUAAGGUUUCCAGAUGGAUACAUUUUACAAGGGACUUUCUAUGCCCGAGAGAGGGUUUUAGCGCUUCGUGAAUUUGUCCACGAAGUUUUGGAAAAAGACUGGAUUCCUUUUGAACUGGUGGCUCCUGGAGGACAGAAACUGAAAGAUGAAUCUGCAAUGUUUAUUGAAGUGGGAUUGGUUCCUGCUGCUUUGCUGACCUUGACGUGGGAUGCAGAGGUCCUAUCCGAUCUCGAGGCUACAGGACAAAGUCAUACCAACAUGCUCAAACAAGAACUGCUGUCUAAUGUCCAAACACUUGUAUAAGUAAAAAUGCUUCCAAUGCUCAGCUGAAUAUUGUAUGUAAAUUUAUUUUGUAUAAAAUAAAUGGUAUCAUAUUAAUACUGUAUCCAAUAGGGGAAGGGAAGAAUCAAGAAUUUUUCUGGAGCCAUUUGAAGUAACACGAUUAAAGGCAGGUGUACAUUGCGAUAUUAAUACGUAGCCAUUAGGUGUAGUUUCUUGGAUACUAGGUUCCCACUUUUGGUCUGGCCCUUUAAGGAGGCACUUCCCAAAGGGAAGAAAAAACUGAUUGGGUCUGAACCCAAGGCUUUGUGGGUGUAACCACAAUAAGUAGUGAGGAUGAUGUUGAAAUGGAUCAAUUAUUACUUUGGAAGUUAUGCAUGUGGAGUUUGAACUCACGAGUGGAAGAGCAUUUCUUCCAAAAAUACAAGUACUUGUUGGAGAGAAGGCAGAAUGAAAAGAUUUGAGAGCAUUGAUUAAACUGCUGCUAUUGAACUUAGUUUUGAGCAGGAUUUGGUCUUGGUGUUAGUUUAACUAUAUGUUAUUCACCAGUAAUGUGCUGAGCUUAGUAUUACAGUGCCAGGUACUGCUGUUGAGUAUGCUGAAUGUUAUCCACUGCCUCUUUAUCUACAGGCCUCCAUGCCUGGGAUCAAAUGAUUAUUUGUGAUACUGUCCAGAUUCCAUGAUGAAAUUGUAGCUGAUACUUGCUGAGGUUUCCUAUAUUCUGUGGUGUUUGCAGCAUAAUAAGUCUGCUGUGAACUGCCAAGAGUUAUCGUUUUGUAGUUUGUCAUAUAGUUUCAGAAAAGAACCAGAUUUUGCAAGAGAAAACCUGAGAUUCAAUUUACCAUGAACACAUCAAAUUAAAUGAUCAUUGGCAGUGGUGACGUCACUCAGGUGGGAUCAUUGUAGGAAAAAGUGGGUUAGUAGAAGCAAAUUUGGUUUUCCCUUUUUCAUAUUCAGAUCUGCGAGCCUUCAGUGGAAAUUGGAGCUGUUUAAUAACAACAUAUUGCGCAUAUUGGUCAGGUGAAAGCAUUUGUGAGUAUUGAGUGGAGUCAGUGGAAAGCUACAUUUAAACAAAAAACUCUUAACAUUGAUACAAAAUGUUUCUCUUUGGAAUCAGGUUGGACUCUACCCAUUCACCUGCUGGCUGAUCUGCUUCGUAUUCCUAGCAUUUCCUGUUCUCAUUUGGCUUAUGGAAUUCAAACCAUCCUUGGCUAUUAUUCUAAUGGUGAAAUAUGAUGCUGUAAUUUAAUAACAUACCUAAUGUCUAGAUUUUCCCUGUAAAUCAUUCCACUCCCCUUAUGUUUCUUUCGCACUGUUUGAAGUAAACCUGUCUUGAUACAGUAUUAAUUUGUACCCAGUAGCACACCUUCCUCUACAAUAUUGCUUAAUUAGCAACAAAUUCAAUAUUGUUUGGCUAGGAAUGCAUUGUGUGUGACACUUAACAUUUGUUAUUUAUUAUGUAAAUGAGAUUUCUAAAAAGGGUUUCAAGCUGUAAUUUUAUUAAAUGACACUAAUGUAUAGUUGAUCAGUUAAAGGUGUGUUUUAACACAAAGGUGACAGUAUCCUCUAGGUGCAAUUGAAUACUGGACUUACUCCUGGCUUAGUUAAUAAAUUACAUUAAAAUAUUUGCACUUAUAUGACACCUAAUCAUCUGGAGACAUUUCAAGCAUUUGCAAGUUGAAUUGCUUUUUAAAGUAUGAUGCCUAUUACAUGUGUAACCUGCUGUGGAGCUAAGCCAUACAAACCAGUAAAGACAUGGGCGCCAUCACGUCUUUCCUGAGUUUACUGAAUUUUCAGGGGUGAAAGUGGUACAGAUGCUGCCAUUGGUCUCUAGCCUUAUCUGAGGCUGGUGCAAGGGAGAGAAAAAUGUAGGUCCAAGUUCCUACUCCUGAUUAUGUAAUGCGAGUUAGGUGAGGUCAUGAUUGGAUUUGCUCUUAACCUCCCCGUUGAACUGUUUGUCAAAACUCAAUUGUAGGUCAUGUGUAGAUUGACAUGUGGCUAGCCUAGUGCUUGGUACUUAAUGAAUUGGGAAUGGGAACACUAUUACCUUUGUGCCAAAUGGUUGUAGGUUCAAGCACCACACCACAACAUAAUCUAGGUUGCUGCAUCAGUACAGCAGAGUAAGGGUUAUUGUGUUGGUGCGGUUUUUUAGAUAAGGCGUUGAACUGAGGCCCUGUUGUUGCUCAAGUACAUAUAAAAACUUUUGUAGCAUUAUUCAGAGGUGUCUUGGUCAACAUUUAUCUUUCACCAAAAGCAGAUGAGUUGAUCAUCACCUAGUUCCUGCAUUUACCUACGAAAGUGACUACGCUACGAAAGUAAUCAAUUACUGAGAAAUGCUGAGGAUAUGAAAGGUGAAAUAUAGAUGAAAGUGCUUUCUUUAUAACACUUGAUGGUGUAUCAGGAAAUGGAGCAUUCAUUACAUUUAAAAAGGGAUUCCAUAUUUUAAACAAAAAAUCUUGUAAGUGUGCUCCAUCUGAAUGGUUUAAUAUACAAAUUAUAAAUUCCAUUCUGGAUCAUCUCACCAUAUCCAGUUGGAGAACCAAAUUCUGAAAGUGAUUUCAACAGUGGCUUUUACAUUAACUUGUAUUCAAAUACUGUAUGUUUGAUUAUACAGAUGGCCUGCCUACACUGUUUACCAAACAUCUUGUGCAGUUUGAGUUUCUUUGGUCACCUGGUUAUGCUCGAGUGUUUUAAUUGCUUCAGCUGCCUACCAUACUGUUAAAAUGGAACUGUUAAAUGGGUUAGGGACCAGCCUCCAUCUAUGCAAUGAAUGCAGGUUGAGCUGUUAUACUUUGACACAGGAGAUAGGAAACAAAUACUGACCAAUUGAACCUUUAGAUUUAAUUUAACAGCACUUAAGGCAGGCAGUUACAUCAUAUUAAUGUUGUAUACUUGUUCAGAAUGAUCUUAUCUUCAAAACUAAACCAAACAGAUUUGAUUAAAGCAUUACAAGCCCACCUUAAAUUUUUUGAAGGGAAUAACCCAUUUGUCAAAAAAGCUUUAAUUCCAGUCAUGAAGCUUCCUUACAUUUUACACUUGUAAAGCAAUUUGGUCACUUCCUAUAGAAAGGGAUGUAUACUAGCAAAAGCUUUGUAGUAUUUUGUUUCAAGCUUAAGGCCAAAUGCAGCGCCAUUCAUUAGUUCAGCAUUUAGUUUCUCCUCUGUUCCCUGCCCUAAUUCUUCCUGGGGUACAGUUCAACAGAUACUAGCAGUUCUCCAGUGUUAGCAACUGUGGUGUAACACAUUUGAGCUCAUAUUUAGCCACUGUUCAUAUCAGUGUUUUCUCUUGGGACUGAUUUUAUUUCCUUUCUUAGCAUGGGCACAGAAGCUAAUUAUUUGUAAUCUUGCAGCCAACUCCUGUGUUUAAAUUUGUACUAAUAACUAUUACUGACCCACCUAGUAACCAUUUCUUUGAAAGUUGAAAAUUGUAUUAUCAAAUUUCUGAGCACUUAGAUAUUUUGUUCCACACCAAAAACCGGAUCAUCUUUACUCCCAGUAACAGGAGUCGUUUGUCAGUUUAUGAUCUUGUUCAUGAUGUAGAAAUAGAAAUCACUGCCUACCUUUCAAUGCCUCGCCCCUUGAAUUAUUGUGGCACUCCUGUGAAACCGUGCUGUAGAAAGGAGUACUUUGCAGGAGAUAGUUAAUCAUUUUUGUAACCGACCUCCUUAACUAGUAACUUGCUUGAUGUAUUUUAACUGAUUCAAAUAUCAACUAUUAUACAGCUGCUGAUGAUUAGAGGCUGGGAAUAUUAAGUAAUGUAUGAAAACAUUCUAUGUAAUAUUGCUUUAGUUUUCAUAAUUCACCUAUUAUAUAAACUAAUUAUUCAACAAA